AACAUGAAGGGCAGGGAAAAAUUGUGCGCGAAAUUGUCCAGCGCUUUUCUCAGGAAAUGGUGGUUCGUCGUCGCUAUAUCACUAGGAUGUUUAUUUUUCGGUUUUAUAGUCACAAUUUUCUUCAAUAGUUGGGUUAAAUUAGUCAUAAAUCACCAAAUUCAAUUAAGAGAUGGCUCGCAAACGACAGGUUGGUGGGCCAAACCUCCGGUUGAGCCCGUUAUCAAAGUCUACGUUUUCAAUGUCACCAACGCCGAUGAGUUCCUAAAUAACGGUUCGAAACCAGUCGUCGACGAAUUGGGACCUUUCGUAUACGUGGAGCGAUGGGAGAGGAAAAACCUGACAUUCCACGACAACGGAACGGUCUCCUACAACCUGAACAAGGCCUAUCACUUCGACGAGAGCCGAUCCAAGGGCUCCCAGGACGAUGUCGUCGUGGUGCCCAAUAUUCCCAUGCUCAGCGCCACGUCGCAAUCGAAGCACGCCGCCCGGUUCCUCAGGUUGGCCAUGGCCAGCAUCAUGGACAUCUUGAAAAUCAAACCGUUCGUCGAGGUCUCAGUCGGCCAGUUGCUCUGGGGCUACGAGGACCCCCUGCUCAAGCUCGCCAAAGACGUCGUACCCAAAGAACAGAAGCUCCCCUACGAAGAAUUCGGUCUGCUCUACAAGAAAAACGGCACGUCCGAGGACAGGAUAACGGUGAACGCCGGUACCGAGGACAUCACCAAAUACGGUCUGAUCGAUAACGUUAACGGAGCGAAGAACCUCAGCCAUUACACGACGGACGAGUGCAACAGCCUGGAGGCCUCGGACGGUUCCAUUUUCCCGCCACACAUGACCAAAAACACCACGCUCUACAUCUACGACAAGGACCUGUGCAGGAGAUUGCCGCUAGUAUUCCAGAAGGAAGUACUGGCCAGCAGUAACGAAGUACCGGCGUACAGGUUCAGUCCGCCUAAGAACGUCUUCGCCAACGUGGAAGAAAAUCCGGAGAACAUGUGUUAUUGCCCCCAAGGGCCUCCUUGCGCUCCUUCGGGCUUCUUCAACGUCUCCUUGUGCCAAUACGAUUCGCCCAUUUUGCUGUCGUUCCCGCACUUUUACCUGGCCGAAGACAAGUACCGGACGGCCUUCGACGGUAUUUCCCCGCCGAAUCCUGAGAAGCACACCUUCUACAUGGACGUACAGCCCAUGAUGGGCUCCUCGAUGUCGGCCAAAGCUCGCAUCCAAAUCAACUUGGCCGUGUCCCAGGUGGUCGACAUCAAGCAAGUCGCCAACUUUCCGGAUAUUAUUUUCCCCGUCAUUUGGUUCGAAGAGGGUAUUGAAUCGUUACCGGAAGAAGUGACAGGAUUAAUGAAGCUGGCGACGACAGCGCCCCCUCUGGCCCGGCUGGCCAUCUCCUGUUCGCUGUUCAUAGUGGGCUCCCUGUUGCUGGUGAUAGCCAUUUGGAGGCUCAUCAGGGGCGCGAAUAGGCUCAAUUCGUUGCACUUGGCGCCCGGUCACAUCGGGGGCCAGUCGAGCAAGAACAACGUCCCGAUGGGGAACGUGCCCAAGUAUUAGGGGGCGCUACGGAACGUCUGGAUUGGUCGGAAGUGGUUCCGAAGGUUACCCUGAUGAUGAGUGGAGUAUUUUUUGACAAGUGACAUUGAUGACGUUGACGGGGGUAUCGACUAAUUCGGACGACUGGUUGUAGUGUGUGGGACAACGAAAAUUUUGAUAGUGUGAUAACUUGCCUAGUGGGCUUCUACUUCUUUUUUUU
Messenger RNA from Phyllotreta striolata, 1750 nucleotides. The record is from the annotation of a GenBank genome assembly. Lineage: Eukaryota; Metazoa; Arthropoda; Insecta; Coleoptera; Chrysomelidae.